Messenger RNA from Hansenula anomala, 1269 nucleotides. RefSeq names its product SNG1 family protein. Bases 146 to 1213 code for a protein of 355 amino acids. Lineage: Eukaryota; Fungi; Ascomycota; Saccharomycetes; Phaffomycetales; Wickerhamomycetaceae. The transcript has a single exon. Gene Ontology annotation, cellular component: membrane. The record is from RefSeq and is a predicted model, not a curated record.
CCUAGGUAUUUAUUGGGGGUCUUUAUACAACAGAGCUUCAUAUUAUCACAAGAUUAACUAUCUGGUUGUUAUUGGAGAAACAAAUAGUAGUUCAAUUCCACCCCUAUUCUCUGCAACUUUGACAAAUAUCCUGGAAUCAGCACAAAUGAAACAAUAUGGUACAUGGAAUAUCAAAAAUCAAACAGAUUUCUUGAGUUUAGCAACAUCCCAUAAUAAUACUAUUAGAGAAGAAGUUAUACGUCAAGUUCAUCAUCAAAAGUAUUGGGGUGGGAUUUAUGUGCCUCAAGAUAUCACUUCAAAUUAUUAUCAAGCUUUGAAAACAGGUGAUAAUUUCACAGAUUCUAUUGAAUUUAUCUAUGAGUCUGGUAGAAAUCCUCAAGGUGUUCCAAGUUAUGUCCUGAAUAUUAUUCAAUCUUUGGAGAAACAAUUUGUUUCAAUUGGUUCAAAUUCAAUCAUUAAUAAUUUAAUUUCAGAGUUAUCUAAUGAUGAAGUAUCAAACCUUUUAACUUCCAAUCCACAACUGUUAAGUUCAUUAUGGUGGAGCUACUUUGAUAAUAGACCAGUUUUCGGCUCAAUUGUUCUUGGUGUGGUUCAAAUUGGGUUACUAUAUUUAUUAGUGUUAUCAUUUCAUCAGUUCAAUUUCGCAGCUUCAACUCAUCAACUCAUUGCCAAAAAAUUACACACACGUCAAUAUUUACUAUAUCAUAUGGUUGCAUCUCAAUCAGCAUAUCUUGUCAUGUCAUUAGUUUAUUCAUUAAUGACGUUAGCUUUCCAAGUCCCAGUCAAUGCUACAUUUGGUAGAUCUGGGUUUUUAGUUGAAUGGGCGUUUGUGUUUUUAACAAUGAGUGCAUUGGGCAGUAUCAAUGAAAACGCAGCCAUUCAAAUCUUUGCAAGGUAUAGACCUGCUAUUGGGUUUUGGAUUGUUUUCUAUAUGGUUACAAAUGUUUCAGUUAUUUUCAGUCCUUUAGUUGUUAUGAAUAAUUUCUUUAGAUAUGGUUAUGCUAUGCCAAUGUAUCAAGGGAAUGAGCUGUUGAAAGUUGUGUUUUUGAACACUUAUAAAGGUCAUAUGGGUAGAAAUAUUGGGAUUUUGAUUGCUUGGAUUGUUGUAAUGAACAUUAUACUGCCUUUUAAUUUAAGAAAUGUGAAGAAGUAUGUUCGUAAUGUGGAGGCAAAGGCAAAAGCCGCUUUAGAGAAGAGUAAAGAAGAGAAGUAAUUGAAUUAGAUUAAUUGUUUUUGAAAUAUUACUGUGGUCUACCAAUGUCAGUAUUU